UGUGGAAAAGACAUCAAAAGCAGAUGCGAUUCUCUGCUCCCGGCUCAGUUCAGCAGCUGCCGGGGCUUUCGUAUAGAUCACAGAAGAGAGAGCGAGCGAGUCCAGCGUGUGCGCCAAGUUGGACGACGACAGCACAUUCAUUUUUCCCCCGCUUUCUUUGAUUAUUCUCUCUCAUUUGCUCAAAACGGUUCAUCGUCGGUUCAGAAAAGAAAUGCAAAAUGAUUGUGCGUCGAUCGACAGUGAACCUUUUCUUCGUUUUCUUCAACUUCAUCGGGAUCGUCCAAGUCUUUUUCACAGGUGUUAACUGUUUGCAGAUUACAGAUUUCUUGGUUCCGCUAGCGGCCAAAGUGGGCGAAGACCGCCAAUUGAGUUGCCAAUAUCAGUUGGGCAGCAACGAAACGCUUUACUUCCUUCGGUGGUACAAGGACGGCAACGAGUUUUUCCGUUACAUGCCCAAAGAGACCCCGGCCCAGCGUGUUUACAACGUGUCCGGCGUUAGAAUCAAAACACUUUCAUCGACUUCCACCAAUGUGGUGCUGACAAAGGUGGAGGCAUCGACGAGUGGCCUGUACCGCUGCGAAGUUUCGGCCGAAGCGCCGGGAUUCGAGACCGCCGACAGAGAAGCGCACUUCAAUGUUAUCGACGGACCUAAAGGACUUCCCUUUGUGACCGUGUCCAAAGUGACUGUCGACGAGAGCAUCGCCAACGAAACGAUCGUGGCCAAUUGCAGUGGCAUGGAGGGCAUUCCAGCCCCUCAGCUCUCCUGGUCUUUGGCAUCUAUUCCCGUCCCCAACGAUAAACAGUUUGUCGUCCAAUGGGUUCAAAAUGGCAUUGCUGACAAUUUGAAGCGAACGACUUCGAUGCUGAUUUUGCCAAUCGAUUGGAUCAUCCAGGUCGUCAACAGACUCGAAAGGUCACGGGCAUUGGCUGGCCUGGUCAAAGGUUCCGACGUCGUUUUGCCACUUAUUUGCACUUCACACAUCCUGGGCUUGUUCGAAGAAUCCGACAAACAUGACAUUAGGGUCAUCAGGAAUUCGCCAACUACUUGGGCUCCGUCGUCGAUUCCGGGAAGUCGCGUUGCCAUCAAAUUGGCAAAAUCGGCGACGUCUAUCAAUUCAUCGGCUACUGGCCUCAGCACUCGGCACGGAGCGUUUACCAAUGUUUCCUCCAACAUCACGACCCAAUUCUUCAGUCGGCUGAUUUUGGCAGGAUUUAUUUUGAUGUUCUCAUCAACGUGGUCCAUCUGUCGCAGUUCAUUUUGAUUUUCAUCUGUAAUUAUUUCAAGGAAGAAUAUUUAUAAAAUCCCAGCAGACCUAUAUACUGUACCUAUAUACAUCAGCGCUAUGGAAUAAAAGACAAUUGGCUGAGAUCUGAACACUUAGAAUACGUAGCGCGUAGCGGAAUUUGAAUACCUUUUAUGACACAGUGAUCGUUAUCCCCCUCUCUCAUAUUAUAUUGAGCUCGACACUUUUUGCCAUGCCAUUUUGGUUUUAUUUUUGUUUUCUUUCUCUUUUGCUUACUUGUUGAAUGUUGAACAUUGAUGAAAGAUCUCUUCUAUACACAAGCCUCAAGUUACUCAUUAAGGAAUGAAAGUUAUGUAUACGUAACAUAUACGUAACGUCGUUUAGUUCUCGUUUUUCUAUUCAAAAAUGUCACUAACAAAUUUCGUUCGUCUGGAUUCUUCUCUGAGCCAAGCAGCAUUGAAUUGCAUUUUUUUUUUAAAUUAAACGACGCACUGUCUAUAAAUGAUUUCUAAAUGAUCUCCAGUUCAAUACAGUAUAUAUAAUAAUAUACUCAAUGAUGAAUUGCAAUUUGUUUCAAUACAUUUUUCUGUGUUACUGUU
Molecule: messenger RNA, 1843 nt
Organism: Daphnia pulicaria
Lineage: Eukaryota; Metazoa; Arthropoda; Branchiopoda; Diplostraca; Daphniidae
Exons: 6
Coding region: 219-1262 (347 amino acids)
Source: RefSeq, a predicted model, not a curated record